Molecule: messenger RNA, 768 nt
Organism: Coniosporium apollinis CBS 100218
Lineage: Eukaryota; Fungi; Ascomycota; Dothideomycetes
Exons: 1
Coding region: 1-768 (255 amino acids)
Source: RefSeq, a predicted model, not a curated record
AUGCAUAGCCUCAACAGUCUCAUAUCCCUUCUCCUCCUCACUGCCACAUUUCUCGCCUCCCAAAUUCCCUUUACGAGCGCUACUCCUCUGCCCCGCGCGCUUUCAAUUCCUCCUGCACCCGCCGACCCUCCCAAACCUGCCGAUGGCGACGGCAUCGGUCCCUACAACUCCCAGGACGCAGGCAUCCGCGACCGACUUGCCAAAACCAAAUUCUACGCCGUCGCCGUGGCCGCCGGAGAGCUUGGCCUCGUCAAUGCCGAGCGCGGCAUGCGGCACUACCUUGGCAACUCCGGCAAUGACCUGAACGUGCCCCCGGAAUCCAUGAUGAGCGGGCUUUCCAAGCUCCGGGACUCGGUCAAGGCGCUUGCGCAGAACGAGGCCGCGGCUGCCUACAAGAGCAUCUCAGGCGCGAGUGGAGAGAAGGCGUUUCGGAGCUCCUGGAAGAACUUUUACGCCACCAAGGAUCAGAGCUGGGAUUGGUAUUUCGCCAUUGGCGGCUUUUCGUACAGCGUCACCGGCGUUGUGACCAAAGCGAGUGGUGGUGGGUCGCUGAAGUACCGUGUUCAUGUCUUUGACAGGUACAACUGGGAUGCGGGCAAGUCGGUGGAUAUUGGACCGUUCCACUUUGAAGACACGGAGCUGGGUAAUCUGCAUUUGAAGGGUUUAGCGAGGGAGUAUACGGUUCGCGGGUCGAGCGCGGUGAAUGAGGUGAAGAAAUUUACGCCAACAACUGUGAUUCCACCGCCUAGCACUGGAGGUAGAGGGUGA